Messenger RNA from Symbiodinium natans, 2865 nucleotides. NCBI's taxonomy places the organism in Eukaryota, Dinophyceae, Suessiales, Symbiodiniaceae. The record is from the annotation of a GenBank genome assembly.
AUGGUAAGUCAAAAAACAAUCGCAAGGGUGACCCCAGCGGCAAAUCUGAAGAAUCACACCACUGACGCUUGUUUCUUCAAUGCCCGUGCCAACCCGAAGGGGGAUGGCAAAACCAACAAGCGCGCCUCAGCACAGCAGCCCAGUACCGAAGCUGCCGUGGAUGCAGCCGUGCCAGACAAGAACUUGUCGGCCGCCAUUUCCACGCUGCAAACACAGCUUGAUGCGCUUCGUUCAUUUGCUAACCCGUCCAUGCCGUCAGGGCACUCUCAGGGCCGCAAAGGUCACGGCGCCAUCCAAGAAAUGCUGUUUGUCAUCAGCGAUACUCCGGCUCAGGCUGUUGAGGUCACUGAACAGGUUGCCGCAACAUCCUCCACCAAGUACGUCCUUCUUGAUUCCGGAACUGUGGGCCAUCAGUGGGCCAUCAAUGGCACGCCCAUUCGACACAAGGGUGAACUGUCCGCCCCCACGGCCAUUCCCGUGACGGAUUGCUGUGGCGAGCCUAUCGCAACUCCAGCUUCUUUUCGAAUGGGUGUCACUGAUGCCACAGAGCCGGUCAUGGCCUUUUGCCGAAUCUUGGAUGACGCUGAUUGCGACCUCCACUUUUAUCGGACAUCUUCUGGCAAGCCAGCGCACAUAGAUACCCCAGAUGGUCAUACCAUCAUUUUGCCAAGAUUCGGUGCCAGGUUUUACUUGCCGUAUGAAAACAGGUCCCCCGGGAAUGGUACAACAGAGUUCGUUGCGGCUGGAAACGAUGGGGAUGAGAGCCCCAGUCCCAUGCAUUACUCUCCCACUGAGCCAGGUUCCGAUGCAGGCGCCGGCACGUCCGAGCCCGAUGCUCUCGAGAAUGCAGAUGUGGAGUGUGGCAGGGAACAUGCGCCACCGCAGCCAGCAGGUCUUCCGAUGCCGGAUGCCCCAUCCGACGAGCAGCAUUCUCGCCACAAUUUAACUCAUGCCGACUUUGCAUCGUGGUGCCCGCAUUGCGUAGCCGGGAAGGCUGCUGAUUCCCAGCACAAGCGCAAAAACAAGCACGAGGAUCCCCAAAUUCCCGUACUACAGGUCGAUGAUCUAUUCUUCGGUCGCGACGGGCAGCUUGUUGAAGAAGAAAGCAAAAAGGCCACAGUCCUCACAGGAACGGACUUGUCUUCCGGAUGGCCCAUGAUGGCAUUCGUGCCUCACAAUGGGGUAGAAGCGUACACGGUGCGUGCAUUAACUUCUUGGGUUAGACGUUUGGGGUACCCGAAGGGGCAGCACAACCAAGAAUCAGCAUUGCGCACUGUCGUCGAUCAAGUCCAAAAAGAACUGGGACACGAUCAUGUCCAAGUGCGAGCGGCCCUGCGGUACAGCCAUGCCAGCCAAGGUGGCACUGAGAACGCAAACCGCCUUAUGGCAGGCAUGCUGCGCACGUGGCUCAGUGCCUUGAACGAAACAUACCCAAAUCCUGCCGAACCGCUGGACAUCAACCAUCCCGUGAUCCCAUGGCUUUGCCGUUGGGUUGCUUUCGUUUGGGCCAGAUUCCAUGUGCAGGCCGACAACAUGACACCGUUUCGCAUCGUGUCUGGGCGUGACUACGCCACCCCCAUCGUCGAAUUUGGGGAGGUCGUUUUGUGCAAGCUUCCGGACACCAAGUCCCUGAGCAAAGCCAAACCUCGGUGGUUUAAGGGGUUGUUUGUUGGUCGGUUAGAGGUUGAUGAUUCCGCCGUUGUGUUGACGGAUGCUGGUGCAAUCACUGUGCGCUCGGUCAGACGUCUGCUGCUGGCAGAUCAGCAUGACGUAGCUUACCUCAAUGCAGGUUUGCCCUGGGCGCCCGCAGGCAAGCGAACAAAGGUACGCACGGAAAGCAGCCAAAUUGUGGCAUUGCCUGCCCCCCCUGUGUCGGAAGCAAGCCAACCGCCUCUGAGCGUUGAGCCGCCGGCUGUUUCAAAAGACGCGAUGCCCGUUCCUCCUGAUGUGGUUGUGCCAGACCCCAAUGAGUCACACCGCCGUCGCCGUUUCAACUGGAAGCGCCAAGUCCAACUUCCCCUUUCCGGAGAGCUGGUGCUGCACCCAUCCCACGUGUUCAAGCAAGCCCUACUGGCAUCAAUGCUGUUCCAUUGCCUGCACCUGUUGUGCUGGAAAAGCGCCCUGCUCCGGAAAGCAGCGAGGCUGCAACAUCCAGCGAGGCACACUCAGUGGGAUCCGCGCGAAGUGGAGGAAGCCAGGGAUGUGCAGAUGGCGACCCUUGUGGAAAAGCAGUUUGCAACACCGAAACUCAAACCCGCAAUUCCGCACAAAUGCAAACUCUUCAACUUCAAGUGGGUUGAUGAAAUCACGCGCGGUGCAUAUCGUUCGCGUUUCACUUGUGCAGACAUCAAGAAGCGGUAUUCAAAAGAGGAACUUGCCGAAGAAAUCAACACAUUCGCCCCAACUCCGUAUGAAGAAUCACAUGUUCUUCUGGAGCUAAAAUGCCUCCAAAACGGCUGGCAUUCACGCUCCGGAGAUGUUCGCUGCGCAUAUUUGUUGGGCACCGACCCGGGUGACAGCAACGGCAACCCGCCUGAGUACGUCCAGCAUUUUCACGCGUGGUUAGCAGCUCACGAUGCAUGCGGACUUGUGCAAACACGUCGUCCUGCAGCUCGAUGGCAAUUUGUACGGCAGAAGGCCUGCGGGCGGCAACUAUCGUCAAGAGUUCGAGAAAGUCGUCGCGCUGACAAACUGGUGUCGCAUGGUUACCAUUUUGUGCGUGGCAAGCGUGACCCUACCGUUUACACCUGCAGCACAACAGAUGCGACAUUGCUGCAUCACGUUGAUGAUGUACGCAUGGGCGCGUCCGAUGCAGAUCUCAAUUUCCUCCAAUCCAAAAACGGUUUGGGAAAUACCUUGACAUGA